AUGAUAAUGAUGGUGGCGACAAAGUGUGUGAGCAUGAAGCAAAGGUUGAGAUAUAUGACGGCUACCGCUGCUGCAAAGAAGAAGUUAGACGAUCCCUUUGACAAGAGGUUGGAGCAGUCAUGGGAGCACCUACAAAGCCUGGCCACAUCGUACAAGAUACAUGAUGCAGCGAGAGGUCAGAUAGUUGAUCACUACAGACAACUACACGAAUCACUUGUGCUUGAGGAGCACAAGAAGAAGGCACCAAUCACUAGUGAGAUGGAGCGCACCGAGGAGGCAAUGACAUCUAUCGCCAAGAACUUGGACGAGGUGCACACUUUCUUCAACAAGGCCAAUGGUACGGGUGAUACGGUGAUUGACACUGUUGAGUUGAUCAAGGCCAUCACUUCAAGCAGGACAGUCAAUCAGUUUAUCAAGAAGAUUCACCGAGACUCUGGUGAAGGACCCGUGGAAUACACUGAUCGUCAGCUCUUGUCAAUGGUGUUGAAAAGUGAUCAAUUGAUGUCAACCAACAAGUACCAACCCAGUCACACUUAUAGCACCAGUAAGCGUGAAUACACUGACAAUUUAACUGGAGUGUCGCACACAGAGAUUGAAGUGAUUGGUCCUCCAACGUCAUGGAUGGUGAAACAUAAAUUCACCAAUCAUAUCUUUGGAUUCUACUCAAAUGGUUUGGCUAUCUAUGAUCCUGCCAAAUGCAAAUGGUCGAAUGUGAUCCGUAAUACCCCUCAAAUAGACAGGAAGUUGGUCGAUAGAGCAAUGGUGUACGCACGAAAUAACAUCUACGUGUUUGGAGGUGCGGGCAAGGAGGACACAUAUGCACAAUACUCAUUGGUAGAGCACAAGUGGUUUGACAACUUACCCAUUGUUGGACCAUCGUUGGAGGAUAUUUUCAAGAUAGCCAUUUGA
Acytostelium subglobosum LB1 is the source of this 909-nucleotide messenger RNA. RefSeq lists its product as hypothetical. The coding region runs from base 1 to 909 and encodes 302 amino acids. The record is from RefSeq and is a predicted model, not a curated record. The transcript has 3 exons. Lineage: Eukaryota; Evosea; Eumycetozoa; Acytosteliales; Acytosteliaceae. Gene Ontology annotation, molecular function: protein binding.